This is a messenger RNA of Manis javanica (Malayan pangolin), 1923 nucleotides long. It is a transcript of the gene ALDH8A1, whose product is annotated as aldehyde dehydrogenase 8 family member A1. Lineage: Eukaryota; Metazoa; Chordata; Mammalia; Pholidota; Manidae. Gene Ontology annotation, molecular function: retinal dehydrogenase (NAD+) activity. The record is from RefSeq and is a predicted model, not a curated record. Gene Ontology annotation, biological process: retinoic acid metabolic process.
GGAAAGCAGUGGGGAUACCUCACUGACAAGGGAGUUUCCUUUAACAUGGCUGGAAUGAAGGCACUUUUGAUGCUGGAAAACUUCAUAGAUGGAAAAUUUGUGCCUUGUAACUCAUAUAUAGAUUCUUAUGAUCCAUCUACAGGGGAAGUGUACUGCAGAGUGCCAGAUAGUGGAAAAGAAGAGAUCGAAGCGGCGGUGGAGGCGGCCAGGGCAGCCUUUCCCGGCUGGGCGUCCCGCAGCCCCCAGGAGCGCUCGCAGGUGCUGCGGCGGCUGGCCGACCUGCUGGAGGGGUCCCUGGAGGAGUUCGCCCAGGCGGAAUCUAAAGACCAAGGGAAAACCAUUACGCUGGCAAGAACCAUGGACAUCCCCCGGGCUGUACAGAACUUCCGGUUCUUUGCCUCCUCCAUCCUGCACCACACGUCGGAGUGCUCACAGAUGGACCCCCUGGGCUGUCUGCAUUACACUGUGCAGGCCCCUGUGGGCAUCGCUGGUCUGAUCAGUCCCUGGAAUUUGCCACUCUACUUGCUGACCUGGAAGAUAGCGCCAGCUAUAGCCGCUGGCAACACUGUGAUAGCCAAGCCCAGCGAGCUGACGUCAGUGACCGCGUGGAUGAUGUGCAAACUCCUGGAGAGAGCAGGUGUUCCACCAGGUGUGGUGAAUAUUGUGUUCGGAACGGGGCCCAGGGCAGGCGAAGCCCUGGCAUCCCAUCCAGAGGUUCCCCUCAUCUCCUUCACUGGGAGCCAGCCCACGGCUGAGCGGAUCACACAGCUGAGUGCUCCCCACUGCAAGAAGCUCUCCUUGGAGCUGGGGGGCAAGAAUCCUGCCAUCAUCUUUGAGGAUGCCGACCUGGAGGAGUGUGUGCCAACGACCGUCAGGUCCAGCUUUGCCAACCAGGUCAGAAGUUACAUCAAGAAAGCUCGAACUGAAGGGGCUCAAAUUCUGUGUGGUGAGGGGGUGGAUAAGUUAAAUCUUCCCCCCAGGAACCAGGCAGGCUACUUUAUGCUUCCCACAGUGAUAACAGACAUUAAAGAUGAAUCUUGUUGCAUGAAGGAAGAGAUAUUUGGUCCGGUGACGUGUGUUGUCCCCUUUGAUAGUGAAGAGGAAGUGAUUCAAAGAGCCAACAGUGUUAAAUAUGGGCUGGCAGCCACAGUGUGGUCAAGCAACGUGGGCCGUGUUCACCGGGUGGCUAAGAAGUUGCAGUCAGGCUUGGUCUGGACCAACUGCUGGCUUAUUAGAGAGCUGAACCUUCCUUUUGGGGGGAUGAAGAGUUCUGGGGUAGGUAGGGAAGGAGCCAAGGACUCUUACAGGUUCUUCACUGAAAUCAAAACCAUCACUGUUAAGCACUGACCUUGGCUGAAGGAGAAGCUGUUGUGGUCGCUGUCCGGCUGCAGAGAAUUGGUCGUCCAAAGUAGUGAACAGAAAUCCUGGCAUAAUUUACAGCCACAUCUUGACUCAGCUGAAAGUUAUCUCUAGCUUAUCCUCAGUAGUUAGUACUUUCACCUGCUGUGGAAGAGAUUCUGUUUAAAAUGUGGAAUCAAGGAAGAGAGGACUUGUGAAAAGGAAGGCACAAAGGAAGCAGAAUAAUGAUCAGGUUCCAACUAUGUUGUGUCUUAAUAGUAUGUUGUUUUUUUCAUCAUUGUGAUUGAAUUCAGAGAUACUUAGUUUUUUUAAUUUGUGAGUUUAUAGAAAAAAAAUCUACAAAGCCAAAGAGGAACAAAUAAUCAUAGUUUCUUUCCUUUGGUGGGUUGUUGAGAUGGCUUUCCCAUUACCAGCCACUAGCAUGGCUAAUUGGUAAUUAAUUGUACCUCAUUUGUAAGAGGGCCAUAAAUACUAUGGACAAACAUAAUAUGGAAUUUGUCGUGAGAAGGCACAUAUGGCAGAUCCCACUAAAUGUAUCUGUAUAAGGACAAAGAAAAAUAAAAU